Ictalurus punctatus (channel catfish) is the source of this 1789-nucleotide messenger RNA. RefSeq names its product complexin-1. Gene Ontology annotation, biological process: synaptic vesicle exocytosis; neurotransmitter transport; regulation of neurotransmitter secretion. NCBI's taxonomy places the organism in Eukaryota, Metazoa, Chordata, Actinopteri, Siluriformes, Ictaluridae. Gene Ontology annotation, cellular component: terminal bouton; SNARE complex. Gene Ontology annotation, molecular function: syntaxin binding. The transcript has 4 exons. Bases 422 to 826 code for a protein of 134 amino acids. The record is from RefSeq and is a predicted model, not a curated record.
GUGUUAAUCAUUGUUCUCUCUCUCUCUCUCUCUCUCUCUCUCUCUCUCUCUCUCUCUCUCGCUCCACUCACAUAGAGUGUGGGACGUUUCAGUGAGUCCCUCCAUCCGCGGCAGCUGCGCUUCCCUUCUCCCAAACACACACACACACACACGCGCACACACAUACACACACACUCACACUCACUGCUUGUGAAAGCAAGGACGUCCUUUCUUUCCUUUACCCGGAAGCCGGAGAUGCUAGGGACUUGCAGUUGAGAAUCCCGCACUGCUAGUACACCUGAACUUCACUUGGAGGCGGAUCGUCGAGUGUCGGAGCGACCUGUAUUCACCGGGCAGAUCUGGUGAAAAGGGACAACAUAAAGAAGCUUGAAGUAAAUGUAACAUCUGACUGUGAAGGAAGUAGGAAUCAAAAGCCAUCAAGAUGAAUUUUGUUAUGAAGCAAGCGUUGGGAGGGGCAACCAAAGACAUGGGCAAAAUGCUGGGAGAAAAGGAAGAGAAGGACCCUGAUGCUGAGAAGAAGGAAGAGGAAAGACAAGAGGCUCUCCGGCAGCAAGAGGAAGAGAGGAAGGCUAAAUAUGCAAAAAUGGAGGCAGAGAGGGAAUCACUCCGACAGGGCAUCAGGGAUAAGUAUGGUAUAAAGAAGAAGGAGGAGAAGGAGGCUGAGGCUCAGGCUGCUAUGGAGCAGGCGUCUGAAGGCAGUCUCACUCGCCCAAAGAAAGCCGUGCCUGCCGGCUGCGGUGAUGAUGAGGAUGAAGAAGAAAGUAUUGUGGACACAGUCAUGAAGUUCCUCCCAGGUCCUCUUUUAGACAUGUUCAAUAAGAAGUAACACAGUCAAGAAUGUGUUGUUAUUAAACCUGUCAUAAAUUUCAUAACAUCCAUCCCCACACCCCCUUAUUCCCUACUCUUCACUCAUUAGUUCCAAACUUACUGGACUCAGUGAACGUGCCAUGACUGUAGUCUUUAAUUUGGAGUGUCAGAUCCAGAAAUCAUGCCUAAAAUUGUGCACUAAAUUCGCAAAUAUAUGUUCCUUUUCAAAUUAAAGACACAUUUAAUGGCAGAGUCCAGGUGAUGGAACAACAACAGUAAUUAUCCAAGCAGCACAUAUUUUGUUUGUAAAUAGCUUAUAAAAAGAAUAUAUAUGAAUACCAGAAUAUAUCAAUAUAUACACAAUUACUAAGAGUAAAAGCCAUAAUUUUAACUUGGAGAAAGUCCUCCAAUCCAUAUCGUAUUUUUGAUUAAAGUUUGCUGUUCUGUUAAAGAUAUUAUUGUUAAAUUCAUGUGGUAGAAGUGUAUAAUUGUAUGUAAAGUAUCAUAAUACCAUUUAUCAUAGCAUUUAAUUAUUUCAAAUUGUUGUAAAUGGCUGGAAGUCCUGGAAAAUGGAAAUAAGCAAGGGAAAGAAAAUAAUCUUUUUUAAGCAUGAAGAUUUUGUGAAUGCACUGUGUACAACUUCAUUUGAAUUUUUAGAUGAAAUACACUGAUAUUUAAGGCAAUAACUCUGUUUUUUUUUUUAUUUCGUUGACUCAUACACGCUACCAUAUAUAUGUAACGCUCUGCCUUUAGAAAUGACAGUACAUCCCUUGUGUGUAAACUCAUUGUACCACUCUCUAAAAGUGUGUUGAUGUGGAUUCAAGCAUACUAAUGUAGUCAUGAUGAGUGAAAGCAUAGAGCUAGGUGCUAUAAUGAAUCAAAAUAGCUUAGCUUAGCUCCUACUGUAAAAUGCAAGGAUGACAUAGAGCGCAUACUACUACAAUUCUACAAUUGGACCAAUAGGGCUCUGAAAAAUUAUAUA